Misgurnus anguillicaudatus (oriental weatherfish) is the source of this 2585-nucleotide messenger RNA. RefSeq names its product leucine-rich repeats and WD repeat domain containing 1 (gene lrwd1). Gene Ontology annotation, biological process: chromatin organization; establishment of protein localization to chromatin. The record is from RefSeq and is a predicted model, not a curated record. Gene Ontology annotation, molecular function: protein binding; chromatin binding. Gene Ontology annotation, cellular component: nuclear origin of replication recognition complex. NCBI's taxonomy places the organism in Eukaryota, Metazoa, Chordata, Actinopteri, Cypriniformes, Cobitidae.
CAGACCGAUCGCCGCUUGACGUCAAAGUACCGCGAGAGCGAUUCGAAAGAUAGGCUGUUAAACCGCUCUCGCGGUACUUUGAGACCAUAUGCAGAUCGGUCUGCGUAGGAAGUCGAACACGUCUAGACGUUUUACACCACGUGACUACACAUUUUCAAAACUUCAGUAUUACUUACAUCUCGGAUGCUUAGCAGAAGAAGCCAUGGAGAAGUUAACAGAGAAGAUACUGCUGGAGAAAGGCUCUCCAAAGACAAACAAAUUGGACCAGAUAAAGACCCUCAAUCUCUCACGCAUGAGUCUGAAGAGCAAAGAUCUGCCUGUGCGUCUGCUAUCUAAACUACACAGCUUGGAAAAGUUGGAUUUGUCUGGCAACACACUGCAAGAGUUUCCUAAGGGUGUGCAUCUUCCCUGCCUGAAGAUCCUGGAUUGUUCAAACAAUGAUAUGGAGGAUGUGCUGUCACUGGAAAGCCUGAGUAACCUGGAGGAACUCCGACUGGAUGACAACUUCUAUCUGACCGUCAAUGAUGAACACAAAGUCAUCUUUCUGUUACCUAAGUUGAGGAUGUUCAAUGGUAAGGAUAUCAGCUCUACAGGUCAUCACAUUCGCCAUGGCAGCACUGAAAUUCUCAGGAAGAGGGUAAUUGCUGUUUGGGAACGAACCUUCAGUCUCCCAGAUCCGGUUACACAACAAAGUCUGGCAAGUGUUGAGAAGAGCUUUGUGAAGGAUGCUUGCGCACAAAUUAAAUACGGUCCCAGUUCUUUGAGUGAAUACACAAAAUGGAGGGUUGAAAUGAUCGCAAAAGAAUACUUACAGUCACUGAUGUGCAGUGAAAAAGAAGUCGGUGUCACAACUCCAUCAAAGAAGGAUGAGGCUCCUGCUGGAACGUGUGAUCUUGGAGCUAAAAUGACCACAAGUCCCCAAAAGAGGACCAGAAACAACACUGAAAUCACUGCAGAGGCCAGUCCGCGAAAGUCAAGUCGCGUGACGAAUGCCACUACUGUUGAAGCAAGCCCAAGAAAAUCCACUCGACUGCCGAGUUCUCCACUUAAAACCGAAAUUACGCUAUCCAGCCCCAGAAAACAUACCAGAGCGACCGAGGCGGCUAUAGAAGGCAGUCCGAGGAAAUCAAGCCGCCUUGAAAGCGUUCCACAAAAGGGUGCUAGCAAAACUGAAACCCCUAGAAAGACGCCUAAGAGCCCUGCCGUUUCCACUCCCACGUCAAGACUGGCUAAAUGUGAAAGUCCGAUAAAAGCGGUUAAAGAUCAGCCCACGCCUCAAAAGGGCAAACAGACCACAGCCAAAACGGAAAAGGGUACACCUCAGAAAAGCACCAAAACUAAAAAUACCAAAGUUUCUCAGGAGCCGGUAAGUCUUCAGCCCCUCCACGUCCUGCAGUGCCACAGUCGACAGGAUAGUCCGGAUGACUUCAAAACCCAGCUUUGGGCCUGUGCGUUCGAACCCCCACAGGACUGCGAUGGCGAUAUCGGUGAGUCUCGAACAGUUGCUACGUGUGGCGGGGAAACUUUAUGCGUGAUUGACUGUGAGUCUGGACACGUGCUGAAGAAAUACAAGAUUCCUGGUGAGGAGUUCUUUUCACUCGCCUGGUCCACGGUGCUGAUGUCCAGGACUGGUGGUUCUGCCCGCCCCUGUAAUAUCCUGGCUGCUGGUGGUACAAGGGGUCUGGUCAAGCUCAUUCAUCCCAGAGUGAACCUGGCAUUCGGAGAGUUUCGAGUCAGUCGAAAGGCCAUUUCCAUCGUGCGCUUCAGUCCGUGCAACGCUAGCUUUCUCUUCACUGGCACGUAUGAAAAAAAGAUCAUUUUGUGGGACAUUGGUGGACUUGAUCGUGACUACAACUUCAAAACCAGUAAGCUGCUGGUGCUGGAAACCGGCUCCACUCCUUUGCAUCUCUCCCUGCAUCCAGCAUCUGCAGACACACAUCUCCUCUCGGCCUGUGAUAAGGGACUGUUUAGCUUUGACAUCCAGAUCAGCAAAAACACACAGAAGAGAAAUGAAGAGAUGGAGAUUGUGUUUCCUAUUUACAAGAAAAAGGAAAAGAAUAACAGCUACCGUACUAUUGACGGGCUGAGCUUCCUUUCUGAUGAUAUAGUGGCAUCCAAGAGCCACAUGCAGGGCUCGAUCUACCUUUGGAGCUGGAGCGCUACGCGGGCAUCAUGGAAUGGCAAAAAGAAAGAGGUGCCAGCUGUUGUACUGGCAGAGCUGCAGUGGUCCAGCACAGAUGUCCCGUAUCUGUCAUUAGGCACCUGUCCAGGGUACGGUUAUGUGGUGUGCGGUGAUGAGAAAGGAAAUCUGUGGACAUACCACAUCACAAAAACUAUGAUGGAAAAUUUUAAGACUGGGAAAGUUAUCACUGCCACUGAGGUGUUGGAGUGGCCAUCACCUGUUAGAUCUGGAAAGGGUCCAGUAGAGGGUCCAUCUAUUAACAGUGUUGCCAUGGAUCCUGAUCUCCGUUACUUGGUGGCCCUUACUGACAAGAACAUGGCUGUAGUGUGGAGAAGAGCGGGCCACUGAACAACAACAGAUGUCUUAUUACUACCAAUAUUACUUUUGUGCAAAACUGCAGUUU